UAUUUUCUUGCUUAUUAACAGAAAACAAAAAUAUACAAAACAAAAAUUACAGAAGAAGAAUGGGGAGUUUCCUUGAAAUUCUUUGUGCAGUUCUCAUACCUCCUCUUGGUGUAUUCCUCAGAUUUGGGUGCGGGUUGGAGUUUUGGCUCUCUUUGCUCCUGACGUUCUUUGGUUUUAUCCCUGGAAUGGUAUAUGCUAUAUGGGUUCUUACUAAAUAGAAACCAAAGAAUUUUUAUAUUUUUUUUUAUAUUUUCUUUCCAUUAAAACAAUUUAUCACAGGUUUUCAAAUUUUCGUAUUAUGUACUCAAUCAGUUGUUAUCUUUGAACU
Brassica oleracea var. oleracea is the source of this 328-nucleotide messenger RNA. Its product is annotated as UPF0057 membrane protein At1g57550-like. NCBI's taxonomy places the organism in Eukaryota, Viridiplantae, Streptophyta, Magnoliopsida, Brassicales, Brassicaceae. The transcript has 2 exons. Bases 60 to 218 code for a protein of 52 amino acids. The record is from RefSeq and is a predicted model, not a curated record. Gene Ontology annotation, cellular component: membrane.